Molecule: messenger RNA, 1645 nt
Organism: Carcharodon carcharias (great white shark)
Lineage: Eukaryota; Metazoa; Chordata; Chondrichthyes; Lamniformes; Lamnidae
Product: homeobox protein Hox-D1-like
Exons: 2
Coding region: 2-1003 (333 amino acids)
Biological process (GO): regulation of transcription by RNA polymerase II
Cellular component (GO): nucleus
Molecular function (GO): RNA polymerase II cis-regulatory region sequence-specific DNA binding; DNA-binding transcription factor activity, RNA polymerase II-specific
Source: RefSeq, a predicted model, not a curated record
UAUGGUGAUCAGGGAGAGACAACAAUCAGCGAGAGCUAAACAUCUCAUUCUGCUCCAACCCAUCAUUGGAAGAAUGAACUCUUACUUAGAAUACAUUCCCAGUUCAGACGUCCUGACCUUCUCGCCAAAGUUUUGUCACAGUAAUUCUCCAGGAGCCUCCCUGCAGCAGUGCUCCGGACAAGGUCGCUAUGUUUCAAAUGAAGCGGUAGGUGAUCCAUCUCCCAGUCAUUAUCACCUUCAUCGGCCGGUGCCUGCUACUCUCGAACUUUCUUACGACUCCUCUCCAUCCGUAGAUAUUAACUUCUUACCUCAGAGCAUUACCGGCUAUGACUUUCCGUUUGCUGCUAACCAGGAGCAGGAUGACACUGGGGAACUGAUCCCAUACACCACCUCUGUUUACUCAGGAAGCGCGUCUUUUCCGCUCACUGCGCGCCAGCACCAGUACAACAAUCACUUUGGCGAGCAGCAACAAUACCAAACCUCUGGCAAGGAAUUCCCAAACUUCUACCCCGGGCAUUAUCAGAGCCUGUCGACGUGUCAGGGCGUUUACCAAAGGUCGGAGUCUCCCACAUCACAGAAACUCAUCACAGCAAAUACCUUCGAGUGGAUGAAAGUGAAGCGAAAUCCUCCUAAAACAGCGAAAACAAGUGACUAUGGAGUCCCCAGCCCUCCAAGCACAGCGCGUACAAAUUUCACCACCAAACAGUUGACGGAACUGGAGAAGGAAUUCCAUUUUAACAAAUAUUUAACACGAGCUAGACGUGUGGAAAUAGCUAACGCAUUACAACUCAGUGAAACCCAGGUGAAGAUCUGGUUCCAGAACAGGAGGAUGAAACAAAAGAAAAGGGAGAGAGAAGGCCUCCUUGGCAAUUUGGCUCCUGUGAACUAUUGUCAGGAUUCACCGUCCACAGAAAGUUCGGAUAAAUCGGACACUACCUCGCCUUUACCUUCCCCAUCAACAAAGAGCUCGUCAGAAAAUCCAAACUUUGUUGAACUGAAGUAACUGUUUUGCGGCCUUAACUUUCAACGCAUUGUUGGCCGAAAAUACUGGAAUCAUUUAGCACAUGACCAAAGCGUUCACCUUUAUCCUAUCAAGUUACCGACAGGCGAUGCAGACUCGAUGAUUUGCAUAUAUUGGUUUGAGAUGAUUUUAAACUCUGUAAAAUAUUGAAAUAGACUCAAAGGCUUUCGCCAUUUUGACCUGCAAUGUUUAUCCAUAAAUACUAUUAACAGUGAAGUGCAAAGGCGAAACAAAAUGUAUCACCUCAGCUAGUGUGAAAAGAGUAUCUUUUCUUAACACGUUUGCACAGGCAGUGACUCAACCUUUGUAAAUAAAGUCUCAACAACAACAAGCUGCCACAACUUACCAGGUUUUUGCUAUGAACUUCCUUGCUGAGACUGUUACUUGCAUAAAGGAAAUUGUUUACAUAUUUCUGUAUUUUUUAUUGAUUUAUGUGUGAUGACAUUGACGAAUGUAACGUAGCAUGUUCGACAUAACUCCUCAAUGAGUGGAGUUUGCACAAUUUUGCCUCAGGUUGAAAGGUUGCAGUUGCUGCUAUGUAACACUGUGCCUAUCUAGCAUUAUUUCAUUAGUAAAUAUGUUACUUGGCUACACUACCUCUGUGAUACUUAUCACUGUAUUUUA